This is a messenger RNA of Gymnodraco acuticeps, 5125 nucleotides long. RefSeq lists its product as uncharacterized. Lineage: Eukaryota; Metazoa; Chordata; Actinopteri; Perciformes; Bathydraconidae. Bases 733 to 3480 code for a protein of 915 amino acids. The record is from RefSeq and is a predicted model, not a curated record. The transcript is spliced from 11 exons.
GGUCAGGACCUCACUAAUGGUGUAAAGGAACAGAAAGCAGCCCAUCUUCCCCAGACUGUCUCUGCUUCAGCUGAGGGCAAACCCCCCUCCCUCAGCUCCUUCGACUCAGGCUUCGAUGGAGCUGGGGGCUGCCAGUUGGAGGCCUGGGGGGGGAGGGAAGGAGUGGAGAGUCUGUGCGCAUCAGCUGGGAUUAGGGACUCUGUGAGUCAGCCUCAAAUCCACGAGGAGAACAUCUCCAGUGUUUCCGAUCCUGAAGACCUCAGAGAGCAGUUUGGCUCCUUGGGGAACUCAUCCAGGGCGAGCAUCCACAUCAUCCCUAAAGUCACCGUGGAUUCUCUCAACCUGGAGAUAAAAGUGAAGCGCUCAGCUGCCCUACCCAGUAACCCCUGGCUCAGCUUGCCGGUGGACAAUCUGGAGAACUCGUACACGGUUACCAUCACGCAUAACCCGACGCCGCACAAGGGAGACCUUCAGUUGGAUGGCUCCGACCCCUGCAGGUGCCGGGACCAGCCCACACAGACGGACGUGUUGAGCCGCACACAGCCCACAGACUGGGCCCUGCACUCUCAGAGCAGCUUAGAGGACCCUGAACUGAGUCCCAUUCGCAAAGUCCUCUCCAGCACUAUCACAGAGGGCCGAGAGCGCUCCAUCCUCACCACAGAGGGGGGCCCCACUCUCCUCUGGGACUCCUAUGACCUCCAUGAGCAGGUUCAGGAUGCUGUGGAUGGUGUGAUGGAUAUCUCUCUGAAUGACUGGGAGGUGAAGGAGCAGGAGGGUCUGAGGGAAGUGGAGCAGAUCCUGGUCAGGGCGGAUGAAAUGCUGGAGAAAGAGGAGAACGUCCUAGCUCAGGAGGCGGUGCUGGAGGCCCUGCUGAGGGCCGAGGACAGGCACCAGUGGCCCCUGUGGGACAGCGAGUCGCAGCUCAGUGCGAUGUCCUCCAGUGAGCUGGCAGAGGCUGGUGUUCUGGGUCUCCAGGAUGACCUGGACCCUGCAGAGUCCGACCAACUCAGUGAGCCCACAUCAGCUGGGUCUGCGGGUGGAGCUCAGGCUUCUGAAGAUGAGGGGCUCCACACUGAUACAGCAGUUUUUCACAGCAGGCCGGACCUGCUGACGGAGUUAAGGAAAGUCCACAUCCUGGAUGAGCUGAUCAUGGAGGAGAACAUGAAGAUCCACAAGCUGCGGAGCUGCAUAGAAAGCCCAGAAGAGUCUGCGAGCAAACCUUCAAUCACAAACGAGACGAACAAAGAGAGGCAGGCAUUCAGGGUACAACUGGAGAAGGAGAAAAGGGAGGUGGAGAAGCUAGAGAAGAGCUUGGACAACGAGCAGAGGGUGAAGAAGCACAAGGACGGCGUGAAAAAGGUUGUAAAAUGUUCUAUUAUGGAGAAGGCUAGAAGUGAGACCAAGGAGGACAAAGCACUCUGUGAUGAGCUCUUAUCAGGAGGUUGUAACGGAUCACUGAGAACUCAUCCUACAGCUUCAGUCCACACUGAUCCCCAGAGUCAGGAUUCCUGUGAGGCUGAACAUAUUCUGUUAGACCCCGAUGCUGCCAAAGAGGCUACCCCACAACACUUGGUUCAACUUCCUGAUUCGGAAUGUCAAGAGGAUAGCCCUGAAGCUGAGCCGUCAGUAUUUCAUAGACAUACUUUAAAUAAUACCUCUGAUUUAAAGGUACCUCACAAAGAGCUGUGUAUCCAACCUCAGGGAUGUAUCUCCGAUAACGAACAAGACGGAUCAAGUGAAAAGGCUUCUCCAGCCUCUGAAAUAAAGCUAGAUUAUGGAUCAUUUGACCCAGGAGGAAAACCCUCCCAUCUUCCCGUGCCUAAGCCAAGGAAAGCUUCCCUUCCUGUGAACAACAACCUCCAACAUGAAUCCCCCCACUCCUCAGAGCUGCAGAAUCCAGAGCGGCCCGCUGUUGAUCAAGGUCCUGGUCCUGUGCAACGUGAUCUGCAAGAUGAACCACAUGAUGCACUGCCAGAGAAUGUGACUGCAGCUGUCCUUCACAGCUUUGUUCUCAAUCCAAAUGUGAAGGAGCACACUAACAACAACAAUAACAACAACCAUGCACUCACUGAGGAGUGCAACAUUUCUUCAGACACUGAAGAUGAAGGGGGUGCAUCAGUGGGAGGUGCAUGUUUGCGCCAGACAGAUUUGCAGCCAGCAGAGGAGGUGCAGCCUCUAUCUCCUGCAGCGGUGCCCUCAGCCCCCCAGCUGCCCCCUGCCCUGCCCCCUGACCUGCCUCCGGAGGUUGCACCUGGAGGGAGAGUGGACUUCCUGGAUGCUGUUCAGAGCUCUGAAGCCAUGAGGGGACCAGGCUCAGGGAUCCAAGCCCAGCUCAACAUCAACAUGACGCAGAUGACAGAUUUUAAGACCCCCAUAGUUCUGGAUACGGGCUCUGGUUUGAUGAAAGCAGGAUUUGCAGAUCAGGACCUCCCAAACAUUAUAUUCCCAACAAUCAUUGGGAUGCCAAAAUACGAGGAAAUAAUGAACGGUAACCUUGAGAGGGAGACCUACAUUGGACACGAGGCUCAGCACAUGAGGGGGGUCCUGGCUCUGAGGCAUCCCAUAAAGAACGGGAUCAUUCGCAACUGGGACGACAUGGAAAAGAUUUGGCAACACACGUUCCAGCAGCUGGGUGUGGACCCGGACAAUCACCCUGUCCUGCUUACGGAGGCGGCCAUGAACCCCCUGGGGAACCGGCAGCGCAUGGUGGAGAUCAUGUUCGAGUGCUUCAAUGUUCCCUUCACAUACGUGGCCAUGCAGGCCGUGCUGGCCCUUUACGCAGCGGGGAGAUCCACCGGUGUGGUGUUUGACUCUGGAGACGGGGUGAGCCACAGCGUGCCAGUGUUUGAGGGAUACUGUCUGCCUCAUGCAGUGCAGCGCUUCCCUCUGGCUGGUGUAGAUGUUACAAUGCAUCUGAAAAAGCUGCUGCAGGAACAAGGGGUCAGCAUGCGCACCUCAGCGGAGAUGGAGAUAGUGAGGGAGAUGAAGGAAAAGUGCUGCUGUGUGGCUCUCAACUAUGAAGCUGAGCUGAGUCAGGGGGAGGCGUCCAGCGCAGAGAUGCAUUACAACAUGCCGGAUGGACAGAUCGUCACCCUCAGCUCGGAGAGGUUCAGGGCCCCUGAGAUUCUCUUCAAACCCGAGCUGAUUGGACAGGACCAUUAUGGGAUGCAUGAGAGCGUUUACAAGUCAAUCCUCAGCUCAGACAUUGACCUGCGGCGCAGCUUCCUGGGAAACAUCGUCCUGUCAGGCGGAAACACUCUGCUGCCCGGCCUUCCUGAGCGGCUCCAGGCUGAAAUCAAAGGACUGGUUCCCACGGACACGGGGGAGAACGUUCGCGUCACCAGCCCCAAGGACCGAGACUUCUCAGUGUGGAGCGGGGGGGCAGUGCUGGCCAACCUGCCCACCUUCAGCUCCGCCUGGAUCAGCCAGGAGGAAUACGAGGAGCACGGGCCGCAGAUAGUCUUCAGGAAGUGCUUCUGAGACGGCCUGAGGAACGUUAAGUGCAAUAUCACACAGCUCUAAUGCAGUGUCAUGGAUAGUAUGAGCCAUUAUAAGCCCUUUUUCAAAUAUUUGUCUUUUUAUGUAUUAAGUUUACCCUCUCUUAAUUAGUAUGGAUCCUCAUUUGUGAACAUUUAAGAGACACAAGGGUUUCCCUUGACCUGCUGCUCUUUUGACGGCUUUUCUACUUUGAUCCACAAAACCUGGGAGGGGGGGAAACUGGAGUUAGUGUCAUACAAUUCCUGUCAGUCCAUGUUAUUGUCCCUCAAUACAUUUGACCUAUGUCUAAAGUUUCCUAUUUGGGAAUAUAUAUAUAUAUGUCUCAAUAAUUUAAGCACAAGUGUAUUGAUGUUUUUGGGACUAGAAUUGAAGCUGGCCUUUAAUCGAUGUCUGCCAACUUUGUUUCCAGGAUAAGCAUAUGAGGGACAUUAGGAGAACUAAAUAUGCUGACUCCAAAAAUAUGUAUUAAUCUAAUAUCAAAUGAUGUAUUUAUUCAACAAUUCUUUUAAAUUAAUUUGCUACAACAAACUGUCUUUAUGUGUGUUAUACAUGGUGAUGGUUGCAUUCAUUUUGAAACCGGGGCCAGUGCAGCUGUGUCAUGUUCACAAUGACACAGCUGCACUGGCAUUCAAUCAUUCUUACAAUGAGUUUUAUGGCCAAUGUUAGGACAAACAUGUUCUGAUGAUACCAUGACGUAGUACUCAUGACGUUGCUCUGUUUCCCAGAUUUUUUUCUUGAAAUGUUACUAUUUUUUUUAAUGACAUUUUUAUUGUAACAUUACAACUUUACAUUACUUUUUAAGUUUUUUUCCCUGUGUUUAUAUCCUGAUGUUUUCAAAGUAUUUUUCAUGAUUGAACAUUUUGGGGUGUAAUGGUUUAUUCUCAAUUUCUUACAUGUUUUUUUUUUCCUAGCAGUGGCCCUAGUAAUUCCAAAUCAAAGCAAAAACAUAUUUGAACAAGACCACUUACUGUUGCAGUAAUAUUUACAGGAGGGAUGAAAUGUGGAUUUGUGUUAUAAGAAGCAUGUGUUCUAGAAAACUGCUGAGUCAUGUGUUACUCAGAUGUUGCAUGAUCCUGCACUUAAGUCAACUUUUGGUUAGAACAUAUGAAUGUAUCUGGUAAGGAAGUGCAGAUCCAUGGAGGAAGAUGUGAUGUACAGUAUGGACGUGGUGUGCCUGUCACUUGAUCUCAGUCUGUUGAAUCAGCAGGUACAGUGUGGUGUCUAAAGUUUUCUAUUGGAGUGCAGUGUAUUGCCACUAAUUUGUUUGUUUUUUCUCAAAUGUUAUCUGAGAUGAAAACCGUGUUUGUGUGGGUUUUUUAAACUUGUACAGUAGUGUCGAUAUCAGUGAAGUGUGCCAACCGUGCCAAAACGUGUACGUUUUUAUUUUUCACCAUGGAUCCUAAAUGCCCUCUGCCGAACCUGUGUAUAUUUAUACUGUUCUUUUUUGACUGUUUAUCAUUUGCAUGGAGUUGUUUUGUUGCAUGUUUAUUUGAACCUUUUUUGCAUGUAUUCUUGUCUUUAUGUUUUAAGAGGUUUUGUCUCUCAAAGCACAGGGUAAUCAUGUGACCAAAACCAUAGUAUUUAUGUCUAGUCUGUUUUUUUUAAACAAUACAUAUUUUAAUCCUUA